UUUUUGGAGACUCCAAAGACAUUCAUUCAUAAUUGUUUCACUCACGUGUACACAAAGUAGCCAUUCGUUUGUCCAUGCUUUGAGACGUCCGUUGUUAUGAAGACCCUUUUGAUAGGGGUGCUGCUUUUCGGCACACUUCGUGCCCAGCUCCCCGAGGACGGCACGACAGAUGUAUCUGGGGCGGCAGUGAUCGAUUCUUCCAGCACGCAAGACCCUACAGCGACAACUACGCUCGCAACUUUCGGUGCUGAAGCAAGUACUGAGGCCGAUACUCUGAGCGCGCCGGCUGAUGAAGAUCCUGCCGAGACCACACCCUCGGAGGAGGAUCCUAUUGAAACUACACCAGCUGAAGGUGACUCUUUAGACAAUGGUUCCGCCGACGACACCACAACUACACCGGAAGAGACUCCCGAAUCUACCCCAGAGGAAGAUACAGACGAUCCCGAAUUAGCCCCUAUUAUUGAGCCUGGCCCAUCAGUUCCUGGACAAUCUGCCCAAAGCAAUGUCGGAGCCUUCGAUGCCUCUGACGAAGCGAGCGGCGAUGAUGAAACCAGCACCAACGAAGAAUCCAACGACCAAAUUGCACCCGAGGAAAGCCCGUCUGCUGAAGAACAACCUGCCGAAUCAACAGAUGGGGAAACCCAGCCUGCUGAAGCUACCGACGAUGAAGAUCCUCCAAUCCAGGAAGGUGGAAACACUGACCUGGGAUCGGCUAAUGGUCUCGCCGAUGAAGAGCCAUCAACAGAAGAACCAUCUACCGAAGAGCCCUCCACGGAAGAACCUUCUACGGACGAACCCUCGACCGAAGAGCCAUCCACAGAGGAGCCAUCAACGGAGGAGCCAUCAACUGAAGAUCCAUCCACAGAAGACCCUUCUACGGAAGAGCCCUCCAACGAAGACGAGGGAAGUGAAGAAGAUGGCAAUGUCGAGGAUGAAAACGGCGAAACCCUAGACGACGGCGAAGGCGAAAAUAAUGAAGAUCUUGAAAGCGGAGAAGAUGACAACGGCGAGAGUCAAGAUAACGGAGACGAGGAAACAGAUGACGAACUCGGCCAAGGUAACAGCGAAGAUGGUGACACUGGUGCUCAAAAUGGCGAUGAGGAGACAGAAGGCGAGGGAGAUAACGAAGAUGAGGGCACUGAAGGUGAAGAAGGUGAGGGCGAGAAUGAAGGCACUGAAGGAGAAGAAGGUGAGAACGAAGAUGAGGGCACCGAAGAGGACAAUGGGGAAAUUAAUGACGAUGACGAUGAGCUUGGCACAGGAGAUGGCGAGGGGGGCAAUACUGACGCACAGAAUGGCGAGAACGAAGGGGGAGAAGAAGGUGAGGAUCUAGAGGGGGAGAAUGAGGGAGAAGAUGAUGAAGAAGACCUUGAAGGUGAGGGUGAAGAUGAGGGUGAAGGUGAGGAUGAAGGAGAGGAUGAAGGUGGGGAUGAAGGUGAGGAUGAAGGUGAGAACGAAGAUGAGGAUCUUGAAGGAGAGAACGAGGGAGGAGAUGAGGACGAGGGCGAGGAUGAGGAUGAAGAUCUCGAAGGAGAAGAUGAGGAUGAAGAUCUAGAGGGAGAAGGUGAUGAUGAAGAUCUCGAUGAAGAAGACCUCGAGGGUGAGAACGAGGACGAUGAAGAUUCCUCUACUGAGCCAACAACCAAACCCAGCGAAUUCCGCCCAGGCAUGAACAACAAAUACCCGGAUCUCUCAGAUUGGGAUGGCGAAGACAACGGCUGGUACCAGGGCGAAGACAUCAGCUAUUCUGAUUCGGAUGAUGAGCCGCAAUCUGGCAAGUCCAAAAAGAAGAAGGCCAAGAAAACCAAGAGCAAUGUUCCUGACUGGAAGCCUCCGGUCGAUGACGAAGAAUGCCCCGAAUGGUGCAAGGACGAAAUCUGGGACUCUCCUACUGCUCGCGGUACCACAAACGACUGGAAAUUCGGCGCAUGGGCUUCAAGCAGACUUCGCAGGUUUGCCCAAGGCAGUGUCCCAUCUUCUCAGGGUUUCAGAGGGUUCGUGUGGCCAUCUAAACCUGAAGGCUCGUCCGCUGCUGCUUCGCCCGUUCCCACACCUACUGCCAUCUCCUCUGGCUACAAACCUUUCGGCAACCCGUAUCCUUACGAAGAGACUACUCCCUACGCGUAUGACUCGCCCUUUGAUCAGAACACAGACUACAGCGAUAAUGGUGGCGAUAGGCUCUCCUACGAUAGUUCGAGUGGAAGCCCCUCAGGACCAACAGGCAAGAUGAAGGCAAAGAAGGGAAAAGGUAAAUGUCCCAUCAAGUGCUACGGUGGUGGCAAACCAAGCUCCACCACAUCUUCCGCCUCUCCGAUUCACACGGAGCCUACUCCACCGAUAUCCAGCGCCUCCGAUCCCGACUUCACUGUCCCAUCCUUGCCAACGACACUGGUCACUGUAGCCCAUACGGAUCCGGUCAGCCCUGUUCCCAGCUCCGACCCGUCCUCUUACGGUGGCGGUUCUGGCUCAGGUUCUGGCUCUGGAUCCCCACCUGCGGGUAACGGCGGUGGUAGCGGCGGCGCAUAUACUGGCAGCUCGCUGAAAGAUGUUUGUCCCAACCAAUGCUUCCCAACUGACCCAUCAAAGAACUUCUGCGAUGGCACGACCUCAUGUACCACUACCGGUGGUGGGAAGUACUACUGCGCAUGCCGGGGUGGCUACCGCUUUGAUGGGGUCAAUCCAAAGGACUUCUCUAAGCAGUUCAAAGUCCCUGGAUUCCCGAACGUAUAUGGCACCGUGAGCGCGCCCUGCAACACUCUUUGCAGCGACAUCAAUUGUAGCGAAGUGCCGGUCAGACAAGUUUGUGUUUAAGGCGAAGGGGGGGCAAGGACAUUGAGGUAUCAGUGGUCAUCUGUUUGACAUAAUCUCUUUUGUUUUUUCCUUUUGUUGCUCACGCAUUGAUGAGUCGUGGUGUAAUGCAUUCUCUGUAAUCUGGCAUUUUCUCUUGAUGAAUCUAGUAAUUUCUGUUUGCACAACGCUUUCCGUCUCGCUUCAGUGACUUGGUGAUGUCUACUGGGACAUAAUGUGUGACAUCUGUGUUGUUCUAGAUUAGCCUGGGUGUUGUUUAAGUUCGGCACCAUCCCUCACUCAUUCAUCUGCGAACGCUACAAACCGUUAACAUUCGAAGAGAGAAAGAGGGGAAGGGGUUCUAAACACCCGAAAAACUGAUGAUCAGUCAAUAUGUGCGAUUGCUGCCAUCGAAGAUCUGGCUCUCGAUCUAAGCAACCUCCUCAAUCAUGUGAAGAGGACAUCUCAUGAUUUCACACUCUGUUUGGUCGAGUGCUAAUCAAACUACAGACAUGUCAUACAGUUGACUCCAUGUUUACUUUUAUCAGAGUUUGAGAUGACCACAACUGACGAGGCAAAAGUCGAUUAAUAAUCGGUCUAGAUUGUUAGAUGCCCUUGAAGACUCUCCUCUACGCACGGAAAUCCAUAGAAUACUGUGACCAAGAGGUUUAUUCGUGGUGACGUUCAACUACAGAAGCGCCAAACUACCAUAAGCUUCCCCCAAGCAAAUCCGCGAAACGUCUACCAUGCAAUCGAAGCCGUAGCUAAGCAGCCAAAAGCAAAGAGGCGUGACCUACACCCCGAACAGCCCAUUGGUUUUCGCCACCAAAAUAACAAUCGCGACUCGAAACGCUGGUUCCCGUCCGGCACGCACGCCCUAAUCUAGCAAAGCCACACACAAAGACGGAAGAAGGCGUUGCACUACCAAGGCUCGCUGCACACCUGACCGCAGAUCCAGUGUAUUUCGUUGCGUUCCAUCAACUAACGCACCGGCUGCGGUAUCUGGCUGCCCGACCCCCCGAUCGAUCCUACGCCCUGCCACCUGUCUGUCAACUAUCACAAUCAGGGCGCAUUGCUGGGAAACGGCAAGCUUCGCCAUCGCCCUACUCAUCAACACAUCCGCUAGACCUAAAAAGGCUGCAAGUGUUUGUGCAGUGUGCAGCACUAGUAAUCGAAAGGGCGAAUGAAAGCUUCAUCGAGCCAGUC
Periconia digitata is the source of this 3993-nucleotide messenger RNA. The record is from the annotation of a GenBank genome assembly. Lineage: Eukaryota; Fungi; Ascomycota; Dothideomycetes; Pleosporales; Periconiaceae.